Messenger RNA from Gekko japonicus, 2785 nucleotides. RefSeq names its product glomulin, FKBP associated protein (gene GLMN). The coding region runs from base 119 to 1921 and encodes 600 amino acids. Lineage: Eukaryota; Metazoa; Chordata; Lepidosauria; Squamata; Gekkonidae. The record is from RefSeq and is a predicted model, not a curated record. Gene Ontology annotation, molecular function: ubiquitin-protein transferase inhibitor activity. Gene Ontology annotation, cellular component: cytoplasm. The transcript has 19 exons.
CCUCUCACCCGCCGCGGCGCUGUUUGCGAGAAGGCGGAGCUCGGGAAGCCGGGAGAGGCAGCGCCGAGUCCGGCCACAGUCGGAGCAUUUCCUGAGAGCUCUUGAAGAUCAGAAAAUAAUGGCAAAAGAAGAAUUUCGAGACGUAAUACAAAGAUGUCAAAUACUGAAUGAGGAGGACUUUAAAGGAGAAGAUUUUGACCAUUUCCAAGCUGCAGGAAAGAAGUGCUUGGAAGAGGGGUAUAUAGCUGAAGUAUUAGAAAUAAUUCAAAAUGAGAAAAACAAGGUUAUUAUCAAAAGCAUGGGCUGGAAUCUUGUGGGUCCUCUGAUCAGAUGUACACAUGAAUAUAAAGAAAAUGACAUUGAGAGAGAUCGCUGCAAGAAAAUAUUAGAUAAGUUGGUGGAGUUUUGCAAUCCAAAAGAACUUGUUCUGGGUUUUCUGGAACAGAUUGAACAAACUUCUAAGGAACAGAUGUCCCAAACUGUCUUGCUUUUGCUUAAGCCUCUGCAGGAAGUGCUUCUGAAACUUCAUAGGAAUAAAGCCUAUUCAAUCGGGUUGUCACUGUCUACCAUCUUGAACCAGCUCUCCCUUCUGCCAGUACCUUACACAGCACAGCAAGUACAGGAAGACAUGCAUGGCCUCUGCCGCUGUUGCAAUGCUCUAACAGAUUUUGUUAAUCCUUUUGUGGAUGAAGUUGUUAGGCACAUGGAGACCUCAGAUGGAGGCUGCAAAGAUCUGAAGGAAGAAUUGCUAAGUUUUUGCCUGAAGAGCUUGAAAUAUCCCUUACUAAUGGCAGAGCUUGAAGAGUUGCCUGAGGAGACUAUCAAGCAUCCCUUAAGGCAGUUUGCCGCUGAUAUAUUAGGCAUUUUGCUGGAUAUUAGAGAAUUGAUUCCCAAAGUAUUCCCUCAACAUGGAUGCAAAAAUCAAAUCUGGGAUAAUGAGGGCUUAGUGGAAAUAGAACAAGAACAGUCAGCAGAUUCUUUGGCAUGUCUUUCUUAUAUAGUCUUUGUUCAGGACUUUGGAAUGAACUAUUUUCCAGUGGUUUUCCACCCCUCGUACAUUCUGCAGUGCAACAUGGUGCACAUUCAAGUUCUGCUGGAAAGGAAAGAAGAGUCUGUAUUAUCAAAAGGACUUGAUCUAUUGGAGAGCUGUCUACUGAGGCUGGAAGAUAAUAGCCUUUUCCUUCAAUACUUGGAGUUCAGAAGCUUUAUUACAAUACCUCAGGAUAUGGUCAAAUUGAUGACACUGUGUCCUUUUGAACCUCUGAGAAAGAAGAGCUUAAAGCUUUUACAACUCUAUAUAAACAAGUUUGAGGAAGAAGGAAAAUACACUUUGUUCAGGUGUCUGUUGAAGACAAGUAAUCAUUCUGGUGUGGAAGCAUACAUUAUCCAAAAUAUUAAAAAUCAGAUUGAUUUAUCUUUAAAGAGUACAAAGAGUAGUAAAUGUUUUACUGGACUCCAGCUGGUUUCACUACUAGACGCUGUGUUAUCACUUCCUGAAGGAGCUGAAACGGAUCUUCUCCAGAACUCAGACAGGAUUAUGGCAUCUCUAAAUCUGCUGAGAUAUUUAAUCAUUAGGGAUAAUGAAAAUGACAAUAAAACCUGCAUAUGGACAGAACUUACAAAGAUUGAGCAAAAUUUCUUGAAGCCCUUACACACUGGACUUAAUAUGUCAAGGGCACAUUAUGAAGCAGAAAUAAAGAAUAAAAAAGAGAACAGAAGAGAAUCCCACACUUCUAAGACAGUUUGCUCUGUCACAGUAGCUGGGGGAAAGAUGCCUACGAUGACAAGUGAAAUGGAACUUCAGGUUCUUCAAUCGGCUCUCUUCACAUUUGACUUAAUGGAGAGUGUUCUGGCCAGAGUAGAAGAACUAGUUGAAGUCAAAACAAAAAUAGCAGCUGAAGCAAAUACUGGGGUCAAAUGAAAGUUUGCCUCCCAUACCCCAGUUACGUUCACAUUAUGCACUUCAUUUGGACUUGAUGGACCAAGUAACAAGCUUUAAUCAUGUGCAAAAUAGUAUACACAAUGGCUGCUAGAAGAGAAAGCCCAAGACAUUUUGCAUUUUUUUUGUUUUCAUCUUGUUGAUUAAAGGAGCUUUUUUGCAUAGUAAAAUGUUAACUGUGGUGGCAUAGUUGCAACAUACCUGUACACUGUGGUUUAGCUUUAAUUCUUAAAAAACCCACUGUACCAAAAUUUAGUGCAGUUUAGUCAUCUGAUCUCUGCUUUUGGCUGGAAAACCCCCUGGAUGCAUGCACAAGAGUUUGAGGUUUCAUGACACAAAACAGUUCUCCAUGACAAUUUGUUACUGUGACAUAAAGGAUAUAUCUCGGUGGAAAAAUAAGCAGGGAUGGAAACAGGCCAUUGAUGGAAGUUGGAGGUAACAUGUUUCCCUGAGUGGAUUAGGACUCAGGACCGGAAACAGAGCUCCAGAAGACUCUUGUGUGUUUUACUGUUCAGCUCAGAUAACACAGGUUUAUGCAUAACCUGUGCUAGCACCCUUGCUGUUGCCAACAAAAGCACUUCCUGUGCAGAUUUCUACGAAUAUAUCAAAUUCUUUAUAUGGCCUUAUCUGCGGAUACUUAAGUUUGUGUAUUGGGGCUAUGAAGAGAGAAAGGGAGAACUUUCUGCAAACUUGGGGAACCUCAAGGCUUGCAGAAAAAUCCAAAAAGAUAUAAAAAUGGGGCAAACAGAACUGAACCGUUGGCCUGGCCUCAUCAAUCCUUCUCAUGGUGGAGGAGAGGAUGGCUACACCUGGCAGAUGCUGCCACGGGCAGGCUGAAGAGAAGGA